Messenger RNA from Jatropha curcas, 1974 nucleotides. RefSeq names its product cytochrome P450, family 711, subfamily A, polypeptide 1 (gene CYP711A1). The record is from RefSeq and is a predicted model, not a curated record. Lineage: Eukaryota; Viridiplantae; Streptophyta; Magnoliopsida; Malpighiales; Euphorbiaceae. Gene Ontology annotation, molecular function: iron ion binding; heme binding; monooxygenase activity.
UAGUAAUUUUUAAAAAUAUAUUUCGAGAAUUUAUUUUUUCUCACUGAAUUUGCUACAUACAUAAUAAUUAUACGAAGGUUGAAAGGGUAUCUAUUUCAUCGUUGAAAUCAUUCUAAUCCCGACAACGCCAAGUGCAAAAAAAGAUGCUGACAUAGACAGCCAAAGCCACCAUAUCUAUUUGGCUCUCCUUCUCUCUGUCAAACAAAAACGUUUCAGUGAUCGGUGAUAGGUAGUUUGGACAUGGAAGAAGCCUUCUUUAGCAGCAGUGUUUCUGUGCUCUCAAUUUUUUUCACAGCGUUUGCCAUAUUAUUGGGCUACUUGUAUAGGCCUUACUGGGGUGUUAGAAAGGUCCCAGGGCCUCCAACAAUUCCUCUCUUAGGGCACCUUCCCUUACUUGCAAAGUAUGGUCCCGAUGUUUUCUCCGUCCUUGCCAAACAAUAUGGCCCCAUUUUCAGGUUUCACAUGGGAAGACAACCAUUGAUAAUAAUAGCAGAUCCUGAACUUUGCAAAGAAGUUGGAAUUAAGAAAUUCAAAUACAUUUCAAAUAGGAGCAUUCCCUCUCCAAUCUCAGCUUCUCCUCUUCAUCAAAAAGGUCUGUUCUUCACCAGGGACGCAAGAUGGUCAACCAUGAGAAACACAAUAUUGUCGGUCUAUCAGCCAUCACACUUAGCUAGCCUAGUCCCUACGAUGCAAUCAUUCAUUGCGUCUGCAACUAAGAAUUUCCAAUGCUCUAAAGAAGAAGACAUCACUUUCUCUAAUCUUUCCCUCAAACUAGCCACAGAUGUUAUAGGCCAAGCUGCAUUUGGAGUUGAUUUUGGUCUCUCUAAGCCACAAUCUUCCACAGCCAGUGAGUCGAUCAAUAAUUCUCAUAGCCAAGAUAAUGACGAUGAGGUCUCAGACUUCAUAAAUCAACAUGUUUACUCAACUACACAACUUAAGAUGGAUUUAUCAGGUUCUUUUUCAAUUAUACUUGGCCUUCUUAUCCCUAUACUGCAAGAACCUUUCAGACAGAUUCUCAAGCGAAUUCCUGGCACCAUGGACUGGAAAGUUGAUAGGACUAACAAAAAUUUAAGUGGUCGGUUAGAUGAGAUUGUAGCGAAGAGAAUGAAGGAUAAUAACCAGGGUUCUAAGGACUUCUUGUCGCUCAUAUUAAGUGCAAGGGAGUCAGAGACUCUUGCGAAAAAUGUUUUUACUCCAGAUUAUAUUAGUGCAGUUACUUAUGAGCACCUUCUUGCUGGGUCAGCGACAACAGCGUUCACACUGUCUUCAAUUGUUUAUUUAGUCGCUGGACAUCCAGACGUUGAGGAGAAGUUGCUUGCAGAAAUUGAUGGGUUUGGUCCACCUGAUCAGAUGCCAACAGCUCAUGAUCUUCAAAACAAGCUUCCCUAUCUUGACCAGGUGAUUAAAGAGUCCAUGAGGUUCUAUGUUGCUUCCCCAUUAGUUGCCAGAGAGACUUCAAAAGAAGUAGAGAUAGGAGGUUACCUUCUCCCAAAGGGCACAUGGGUCUGGUUAGCGCUCGGAGUUCUAGCUAAAGAUCCAAAGAACUUCCCCGAGCCAGACAAGUUCAAGCCAGAGAGAUUCAAUCCGAAUUUUGAAGAAGAGAAACAAAGACACCCUUAUGCUCUCAUUCCUUUUGGAAUAGGGCCCAGAGCUUGCAUUGGCCAGAAAUUUGUCCUACAAGAAUUAAAGCUGUCGCUGAUAGACCUUUACCGUAAAUAUAUAUUCCGACAUUCUCCUAACAUGGAAAAACCUCUGGAACUUGAAUAUGGCAUAGUUCUCAACUUCAAGCAUGGUGUAAAGCUUAGAGUCAUAAAACGAAGAUGAAGGAUACUUUGUGCAAUCUGCCUUGUUGAUUCAAUAAUGUUUAGGCCUAUUAUAUUUUAAUAUCGUAAAAACAGUAUACAGCCAUGAUCUAAUGGGCCGAGGAUGGUUAUAUCAGAACUAAUUGAUCUGCUAAAUUUCAAUGAUCUUAAA